This is a messenger RNA of Chaetura pelagica (chimney swift), 511 nucleotides long. RefSeq names its product speedy protein 1-A-like. The annotation marks the transcript as partial. Gene Ontology annotation, biological process: positive regulation of cyclin-dependent protein serine/threonine kinase activity. Lineage: Eukaryota; Metazoa; Chordata; Aves; Apodiformes; Apodidae. The transcript is spliced from 6 exons. Gene Ontology annotation, molecular function: protein kinase binding. The record is from RefSeq and is a predicted model, not a curated record.
UGAGAGACCCCCCCCCAGCCGCACCCGGAGCCUCCACCUGCAUCGCCAAGAGCGCGACGCCUUCUUCAACCUCCUGGAAGAUGAGGUGGUGCAGGAGUUCCUGUCGGCGGACAUCUGCUGCAGGAUUUCUGAUAAGUACCUGCUGGCGAUGGUGCUGACCUACUUCAAGCGGGCUGGCCUGCCCCCCACCGAGUACACCCGCCUCAACCUCUUCAUUCUCAGGUACCUGGCGAAUGACAUGGAGGAGGAUGAGGAGGAGCAAAAGUACAGGAUCUUCCCCUGGGCUUUGGGCCGUCGCUGGCGCCGCCUCGUCCCCCGGUUCCUCCGGCGCCGGGACCGGCUCUGGGCCCGGAUGAGUUACCGGGCGGUCGUCAGCAGGCACUGCUGUGAGGAGGUGAUGGCGGCCGAGCCCGGGCACUGGGCCUGGGGGCGGGAACGGCCCCUGCCCCAUAGUGGGAGUGAGGUAAGUCCCCGUGUGUCCCCCCGGGAGGUGACAGUGACCCUGGGGUGA